Molecule: messenger RNA, 1470 nt
Organism: Annulohypoxylon truncatum
Lineage: Eukaryota; Fungi; Ascomycota; Sordariomycetes; Xylariales; Hypoxylaceae
Exons: 1
Coding region: 1-1470 (489 amino acids)
Source: RefSeq, a predicted model, not a curated record
AUGCGACGUCGCCAGAGCAUGCAAGUGUUAGAGCUCGAAUCCAGAGUCGAACAGCUAAUAGCAGAAAAUCGCGCGCUUGCCGAUGCAAAAUUGCAUGCCGAACAAAAUCUCAAUAACCAAGCCGUCUCCGCUAUCACAGAACGCGAUGCCGAAAUUGAAAGUCUCAAGGCGUCGCUCGAAUGGCUACGCAAAGAAGUCACACGAUUGACUGAGAUCAACGAAGGCCUGCAUAGUGCUAACAAUGUCCUCGCCCUGAAACAUAACGAGAAGUACGGCCAACUCGAGUCACGACACGCGUCCACAUCUAAAGAGCUUGAUGAAUUCCGCUCCGCUCGAGAACAAUUCACUAGAACACUAGAACAAAAGGACGCAGAGAUACAAGAGCUUCGCGCUCAGCUCGAGGCCACUAAAGAGCAGGUCAGAGAGAUGCAGCAACAAAUUCUCGCCUCGAAGCCUCCUGAUGCCGAGUUCCUCCGCCUUAAAGACGAGGAUCAUUUCGACCAUCGUUGCCAACAGUUGUGUUCUCACGUGCAACAAUGGGUCCUUCGCUUCUCAAAAUUCUCCGACAUGCGUGCUUGUCGAUUGACGAGUGAGAUCAAUGAUGAGAAGAUCAUCGACCGAUUGGACAAUUCCGUCCUAGACGGUUCCGAUGUUGACACAUAUCUGAGCGACCGUGUAAGACGUCGCGAUAUCUUCAUGUCGAUGACCAUGAACAUGAUUUGGGAGUUUGUGUACACGCGUUACCUCUUCGGCAUGGACCGGGAGCAAAGGCAGAAGCUCAAGUCUCUUGAGAAGCUCCUGCAAGAAGUCGGACCACCCCAAGCUGUCCGACAAUGGCGUGCCGUGACGCUGACGCUGCUGUCUAAGAGGCCAGCGUUCGGUGACCAACGCAAUCAAGACACUGAGGCCGUCGUACAGGCAAUUUUCCAAACACUGUCCAUGAUCCUGCCGCCGCCGUCCAACCUCGAGGCCCAGAUCCAAUCGCAGCUACGGCGCGUCAUACGUGAGGCAGUCGAUUUAUCAAUUGAAAUGCGUACCCAGCGUGCCGAGUACAUGAUGCUGCCGCCACUACAACCUGAGUACGAUGCCAACGGCGAUCUGGCAAGAACCGUUUCUUUUAACGCAGCGCUCAUGAAUGAGAGGUCUGGUGAUAAAAAGUCAAAUGAACAGUACGAGGCAGACGGCGCCGUCGUCCGUACCGUACUAUUCCCUCUGGUCGUCAAGAAGGGAGAUGAUAAUGGUGUUGGUGACGAAGAGAUCGUCAUAUGUCCCGCGCAGGUGCUUGUCGCGAAGCCCGCGGGUCACGCGCCCGCUCGCAUGGUAACACCUUCGAGUGACGCGGGUGGAGUGCCACUUAGUAGAGGCGCUACUCCUUCCAUGUCUGUAGCAGGCCAGAGCUCAGUAAGCGUCCAAAUGCAGGACGCACCACUACCGAUGCCUACACCACCCCAUGAUAGAGACUACAUUUAG